This is a messenger RNA of Nylanderia fulva, 3544 nucleotides long. RefSeq names its product lethal (2) 41Ab (gene l(2)41Ab). Gene Ontology annotation, biological process: axoneme assembly. Gene Ontology annotation, cellular component: cytoplasm. The record is from RefSeq and is a predicted model, not a curated record. Lineage: Eukaryota; Metazoa; Arthropoda; Insecta; Hymenoptera; Formicidae.
UUUUCUUCGUAUCUUGUCCGUCUGAUAAUUGCGACCUGUAGCGCGGCGGAUCCACAUUUUCCACCCGUUGUUUAUUGUUGGAUGACACAUGAUUUUUCGACUUGUCAGUGCGAAACCUGAUGGUCCUCUUCUGGUCCGACCAGCCAUCCUCCUCCCCGAUGUCUCCGUCAGGGACAACGCUUUGCAUCUUCAAUAACAAAUACCUCAAACAAUAAGGAACACCAUCGACGCGAGAUGCAUUCUCUUUCCGAACUUUCUACCCUCUCUCUGCGUCUUUUUACUCGGACAUAACCACGCGUCGUCUCGCUUCUCCCGUAGAAGUGCGACUCUGUUGUGCCUGGUUCCGGGCACAACUGUCAUAACACAGCGCGAACAACAAAACGCGACGGUCGGCUCGGCGUAAUAAUGUCCUCCGUCCGGGAUACGCUUUUUGUUACAUGACACAUGUGUCGAGAUCGGCUCUGCGAAACUGCGUCAAGUUUUCCACACAUUCAAGAUUAUAUAUUUUAUGAAUUAGAUUGUAUAAACAACAGUCGAUAAUAACAGAAUUUUAAUAAUCGACUGUCGAUAAGAUAUUUAAGAUAAUAUGUCAUAAUGACAGACACUUCCUUAGUUACGAAUCUGAUUUGAAUCAACAACAGUUUAGCAUGCGAGUAGUUUCUGUGCAUGUUUUUUUCAGAAAGUUUUAUAAAAUAUUGUAUAAAAUUAAUAAAACUUUAAAUAAAAUAUUGUGCGAUACAAAAUUCCACGAUGGAUCCAUCGAUCGAAAGCAAUAACGCUGUAUCUCUCGAUAAUGAAUUUAAAGCUGAUGACAGCAUGGAACGACCGGGAACUAAAUUCAGAAAGAAAUUGUGGAUAGACAAUACGAAGUCUUCGAAUGUGCCAAACGUUCUGGAUCCAGAUGACUCCUUGAUGAAGAAAUUCCAGAAUGCCCUGCGGGAACAUCUUGUCCGUAUUGACGAUAAAUUGAGCAGCGAGAUAUUAGAUCUUGAGGCAAAAAUAAAAUAUAUAGAAAAGGAACACGAAACAGAGGGCUUGCAAUUGUACAACGCCCAGCAAGAGAUAGCACAGCAGCAAAUGACAAUAGAAAAAUACCAAAGUAUGAUAGCAAAUAUAAUUUUAUUGCGCGAGGAGAAGGACGCCUGUGUAAGGGAAGCGAAAGACUUUCGUAAGGCGGCCCAUGCAAAAUUGCUGGACGAAAGGACGAAAGAGAAGAACCGCGGGCAGGAGCUGGAGCAACUUGCAAUUUUGCAAACACAAUUCACGGAAUGGCAGAAGGAGCUCGAAAGCGAUUUGGCCGUCUCUAGACAAGUGUCUAAAAAAGACAGGGCGAUUCAACGGGACCUGAUUGCACAGAAGCAGCAGAAGGAUUUUAUAAUAUUUCGUCUGAUGGAGGAGAUAUGGAGGAUCAAGAGCGAGAUAGCCAAUCUGGAUGCACAGUUGCAGCUGAAGAAUAAGGAGAGGAUCGAGAUCAAUCAGAUGAUCGCCGACGUCAACGCCGACCUGGAAGCAUUGCACAAGCAACAUAUGAAUUUAUGCAACGCCUGGAAUUCCGUCGUGCUUAAUAUCACUAAGCGGAAUAAGGUUUACGAGCAAUUAAACGCGGAACGCGAGAAAAUAUGCGAGUCCUUCACCACAAUGCAUACAGAGAUAGAGAAAUUGAAGAAGGAGACUCAGAAGGAAGCUGAGAAUAACGAGAAUUUGACCUCGUUGCAUUUACGAAUAAAAGACAAUAUACAGAUUAAUUCAAAGCUGAUGGAAGUGGAAAAUGAUAAACUUAAUAAUUUGCAAUCUGAAUUAGUGAAAAUGGCAAAAUUCAGCGAGCACGAACAACAUGAAUUUGACCUGAUUAAUAAUAAGUGGCAAUAUUUGUUACACGAAGAAGAAGAAAUUGAUAAAGAAUUCGCCAAAUUUUUGAACAAGCAAAACGAGUUGGAAAAUACAAUAUAUAGCAAGCUGGAGGAAAAAGUUGCACACGAUAAAGCGGCUCGAUAUUUGAAUAAAUUAUUAGUGGAUUCUAAAGACAGAAUACAAGAACAAGAAUUGUCACUGGUGGAAACAGAAAAUUCAUAUGGCAAAAAAUUAUUGGAAUUAGAACAGCUCAAUGCGUACAUAUCUCACGAAAAGACGGAAUUAGAAGAACUUUUGCAAAGUAACGACAUGAAAGGGAAAGAGAUAGAUGAGAUUCAGAAAGAGAUCAAGAAACACGAUGUCACAAUCGAGAGAAAACAAAUAAAAAUUGCCACCUUGACUAAAACCAUUGAGGAGAUAUUAACACAUACUGGUGGCGAAGAAAUGAAUCCGCUCGACAUGAAAAUAAUGACUUUGGAAAAAAAUAUAGAAGAGAUACAGCAGGAUAAUAAAAAGUCACAGCAAUUCUGGAUUCGACAAGAGGGACACAUGAUUACACUGAGCCAACAAAGGGACUUACAGUUGCAGGAACUCAAUCUUCUUAACAAGGAAAUUAUGAUUAUGGAUCAAAAGAAUUUGAAACUGGAGCAUACCCUGGAAAUGCUCGAUAAGGAAGAUUCAAAUAUGCAGAGAAUAUUAAAUCUAUUGCAACAAAGAUUGGUGCAGAUGAAUGCACAAUUAGUUAUACAAAAAGGACUGAAAGAGGAGCUGGAGGACAAAAAUUCUAUUAUGAAAAACGAGGGUGUACAGUCUCUCGAGGAUGCAGAAUUAAAUCUAAUAAAGAUGCAGAGUGAUUUAAAGCAGUUAUACGAGGAAAAAGCAUUUUUGAAAGAUAAUCUAGAAACUGUGCAACAAGAGAGUUUAUCGUGGGAGAAAAAAGUGCAAUUAAUGCAAGAAACGACGAAGAAGAUGAAGGAUGAACGUACAAACGGUGGUGAUAUUGCUGUAAUGAAAAGCGAAAUUCACAAAAUGGAAAUGCGUCUGUCACACUUGCGCAGGAUACAGGAAAAAUUGAUCCAUGAUAUGGAGUUUUGUGUCGCGCGAAGAGAUAUUAUAUUGGACAAAGUUAUGAGCAAGUUCAAGAAAGAUCCAAAGGGACAACACAAUCAGAAAGUUAUAUUCUGCAAACGCCUCGCUGAUCAGAAAUUGAAGAUAAAACAAAUCGCGAAGGAGACAAAGAAAAUUGAAAAUAAAAUAUUCGAACGAGAAUGUCAAAUAAAAGAUACGCUAGACAAGUGUAACGAAUUGCAAGCAACAUUAAAAAUGGUAGGAGACGUUAUCCCAAAUGUGGAUCAGAAGAUAAUGCAAAUGGAAGCUCUUAAAUAUUACAAUUUGCAAGCGUUAGUUUUCAAACAACGAAAAGCUAAAAUGCUUCAAGAUAUUAAAAGCAGUAGAUACAAGAUGCUUUUUAAGAGCGAAACAGCAAUAAAUGAAGAAUUCCAAAACGAACAGAUUCUUCACGAUUAUUUGAAACACGUAAUGGAACGAACGAGCCAAGACUUCCCUUUAUUGAAAAAUAAUAUUCAAAAAAUAUUUUUGACAUUAGAAAUAUUAUAAGAUCCCAGUAAAUGUAAACGAAGAAAUAAAACGAUGGAACAUUAUUCAAUAACACAAUAAUUGUAACAACUUGUAU